Molecule: messenger RNA, 1512 nt
Organism: Mytilus californianus (California mussel)
Lineage: Eukaryota; Metazoa; Mollusca; Bivalvia; Mytilida; Mytilidae
Product: NAD(+) hydrolase TcpC-like
Exons: 2
Coding region: 32-1198 (388 amino acids)
Biological process (GO): signal transduction
Source: RefSeq, a predicted model, not a curated record
AUGCUUCGAAUCAAAAGGAUCUGCCAUUGAUAUGGAAAUAUUGGCAAGAAUAUGUCAGAAGAUUGCCAAGUUCCCAUCCACCAACAAAUAUGGCGCCUAUGUGGUUAAGAAUAAAGAGUUUCUUCACUAUGCUCUUGAUUAUUUGCAACACGGAAUAGCUUUAUCAGGUCCAAGCGAAUACAACAUUGCCAAAAGAAUGGCAUCAUGUUUAUACGACUUAGAUGAACUCGUCACAGCUGCUGAGUGGAUAAAACGAGCGUUAUCAUUAUCCUCAUAUGUUAAGACAUAUGACUUUAAAGUUACCUGUUUAUAUCUUCUAAAACGAUAUGGCGUUGAAAGCAAGGAUAAUGGAGGUGACAAACCCUACUAUCUUCUCCGAGAAAUAAUUUACAUACUGCUUAAAUGCCAAAAACAGCAGGCAAAUACGAAGGAAGUGUAUGAAUACAUGAUCAGGAACGACUACUCCGACUUGUGUUCACUUAUAUACGAUGUGGUAACGGUAAAACAAUUGUUAAAACAAACCGGUAUAGAUAUAAUUACAGAAAUCUUGCAAUGUGGCACAGCAAUAAAAACAUUAGAUACAGGACGACAGAAGCAGCUUGAACAGUUCAAAGAACAAAUAUCAAAUGUCGUUCCACAAGACGAUAUUGAAAUGGAUCUCGAAGAAGAGUUUGAAAAAUCUUCAGCACCUAUUCCGAUUUCUCUAGAGACUCAACAGGUACCCGAAGGAUAUCAAUACAGUUUCUUCAUAUCUCAUAGCAAGAGAGACAGUGACUGGGUUAUCAAUAUGCUUCUUUUCGAAUUAGAAAAGAAAUUUUCAGACGAAGACGAAGCUUUUAAAGGUUGUAUUGCGGACCGGGAUUUCGUUCCGGGAAAAACGAUAAUCAGGAACAUCACAGAAGCAAUCAGAAAAAGCUGUAAGAUAAUCCUUGUGCUAACAAGAAAUUUUGUUGCGAGCCCUUGGUGCGAGAACGAAAUGGAAAGAGCAUUAGUACGACAUAUUAAUGAUAAAGAUAGUUGUGUCAUUCCCCUUUUAUUGGAACAGUUGUCAGAUGAGCAGUUUCCUGAUUGUUUAAAAAAUAUUACAUAUUUAGAUAUGACAGAUGAAAGUACAAGGAUUCAAGAAAUAAGAAGACUGAAGCGGGCUUUGUUGUAUGUACCUGGUGAUGAUAUUAUAUACGUUCUGGAAGACAAGUGAAUAUUUAAGCUCAAGACGUGGCAAUACAAUGGAAAUGUGUAAUAUAAAAUACCAAUCGUCACACUAGACAUAUUGAUGUUCUGCAAUUUGGUUCAAUUUUAAAGAUGCUGAUCAGAAAAUGUUGUCUCAGGUUUAUAAUUUUGUAACUUAUUAAACGACACGUGACCAUUACAAAAGUUAAUAAGUAAAACUCAUUCAUUUUAUUUUCUCUUAUACUUGCGUCGCACAUAUUGCACUAUUGUAUACGAUGUUUAAUAAGAUGAGCAUAUUUUGUUAUUUUCAAACGAAAUUGAUUAAAUCAUGAUUGAUCUUGA